AUGUCCUCUCUCGCUGGCGCCCUCGAGUCGCCCAAACAAGAAGAAGUGGAGGACGAGGUGGCUGCCGCUGCCUCCGAGGAGGACAACGACCUCUUUGGCGGUGACGAAGAUGUGACGAUGGUCGAACACGAGGCCCCCUCCACUGCCGCCUCCGAGCUCGCGGACCAAGAUGAACAGAUCACCUCCCAGGAGCGCCGCCGCCGCGAGCAACUCGAGUAUGCCGAUGACGACGACGCCGAGCCCCCUGCACAGCCAAAACUCCAAGCUGAGCUUGCGAUUCCCAAUAUACCCGUGCCCCACAGCUCGGACGGCAACCACUGGGUCAUCAGGAUGCCCAACUUCAUCAAGGUGGACUCCAAGCCCUUCCACCCCGACACAUACAUCGGGCCGGAGCAGGAGGACGAAGACGCGCAUCAAGCCGAGUCCUUCCAGCAGAAAAGCAUGAGCAUCAAGCUCAAGGUCGAAAACACCGUCCGCUGGCGGUGGGCCAAAGACAACCUCGGCCAGGACCGGAGGCAAUCCAACAGCCGCAUCGUCCGCUGGUCCGACGGCUCCCUCUCCCUCCAGCUCGGCAAGGAGCUCUUCGACAUCACCCAGUCCGUCGGCGCCGGUGCCGGCGCCCGCCCCGGAUCGCUCUCCCAGUCGCACUCGCACUCCGCCCUCCCCUCCUCCUCCCAAUCCGCCUCCCAGCCCUCGGGCCUCUCCGCCUCGGGCCCCGGCUCCUCCGGGCUCACCUACCUCGUCGCCCAGCACAAGCGCGCCGAGAUCCUGCAGUGCGAGGCCCUCGUCACCGGCUACAUGUCCCUCCGCCCGACGGGCAUGCAGAGCGACGUCCACCGGCUGCUCGUCCGCGCCGUCGGCCAGAAGCACUCGCGCGUCGCGCGCCUCCGCAUGGCGACCGACCUCACCAUGGACAGCGCCAAGGCGGACCUCGCGCGCGCGGCCGCCGCCGGCCGCAAGCAGCCGCGCAAGCCGCGCACCGGCGACCUCGACGACCUCGGCGCGGGGCGCCGCCGCCGCAGCGGCGGGGGCGCGGGCGGCGGUGGGGGCGGCCACGGCCGCAGCAAGCGCACGGGCGACGACAUGUGGUCUGACGACGAUGACGAUGACGACGACGACGACGAGGGCGGGUUCGGCCGCGGCGGCUCCGAGGACGAGUACGGGGGCGGGAAGCGGCGCAAGUCCGGCGGCGGCGCGGACGACGGCGGGAAGAAGGGCCCGGGCGAGUACCAGACGGACGACUUCCUCGUCGCGGACUCGGACGAGGAGGAGGAGGACGCGGGCCGGCGCAAGCGGCGACGCGGCGGAGGGGGUGGCCGGGCGGAGGCGGAGGUGGACGACCUGGACCGGCUGGAGGCCAAGAUCAACCAGAACGAGGCGGCGCGGCGCAGCAAGAGUGGCCCGGGGUCUGGUGCGCGUGGGGGCGCGGACUCGGACUCGGAUGGGGACGGGGACGGGAUGGAUGUGGAGAGCGAAGACGAGGACAUCGGCGCCCGCCGCACGGCGCGUGCUCCCGGCCGCAAGCGGCGUGCGGUGGAAGUGGAGGAGGAUGAGGACUAG
Molecule: messenger RNA, 1560 nt
Organism: Epithele typhae
Lineage: Eukaryota; Fungi; Basidiomycota; Agaricomycetes; Polyporales; Epitheliaceae
Product: Leo1-domain-containing protein
Exons: 4
Coding region: 1-1560 (519 amino acids)
Biological process (GO): transcription elongation by RNA polymerase II; positive regulation of transcription elongation by RNA polymerase II
Cellular component (GO): nucleus; Cdc73/Paf1 complex
Molecular function (GO): RNA polymerase II C-terminal domain phosphoserine binding
Source: RefSeq, a predicted model, not a curated record